Eriocheir sinensis (Chinese mitten crab) is the source of this 1240-nucleotide messenger RNA. RefSeq names its product thioredoxin, mitochondrial-like. Lineage: Eukaryota; Metazoa; Arthropoda; Malacostraca; Decapoda; Varunidae. The coding region runs from base 157 to 612 and encodes 151 amino acids. Gene Ontology annotation, molecular function: oxidoreductase activity, acting on a sulfur group of donors, disulfide as acceptor. Gene Ontology annotation, cellular component: cytoplasm. The record is from RefSeq and is a predicted model, not a curated record. The transcript has 2 exons.
ACAAUAGACCAUCUCUUCAUUCCCCGAGUUGUGAUCGUGCUUGUGCUGGCAUUGUCUGUGCUGGCAGGACUUGGAACUGUGGUUGUGCACUGGACUGAACCCAUUUUAGCCAAGCCUCUGAAGAAAGUGAAACUCUAGAUCAUUACAUCUGCAGACAUGUCUUACAAGCCAGCUGUGCGCUCCCUGCUGCAGCGGGUGGCGACUGGACCCGUCAUGGGGCGGCAGGCGGAGAACCUCCAGGCUCUCUCAGCUGUUAGGAAUCUGCAUGUUAGUGAACCACUCACAGAAAUCUUUAUGAUAAACAGUGAAGAUGAUUUUAAGAACAAAGUUAUGCGCAAUACACUCCCAGUAAUAGUGAACUUUCAUGCCGAGUGGUGUGAGCCGUGCCACUCUCUCAAACCACUGCUGGAGAAGAUUGCUCAGGAGAACGAGGGCCACCUUCAUUUGGCUGAGGUGGCAGUGGAUGAACACGUUGACUUGCUGCAGGCCUUUGAGGUGACAGCAGUGCCGGCAGUCUUGGGGAUCCACCGAGGGAUGGUUGUAGAGAAGUUUGUGGGUUUGGUGUCCCACAAGGAGGUAAAAGGUUUUGUUGAAAAGUUGUUAAAUAAAUAGCACUGUAUAUUAGGUAUUUAAUGAAACUUCACCAAUAAGACAGUUAGUAGUGAAGUGAUAUAUUAUUGAUACUCUAGUACUUGAAGUUUUCAUAUUUAAUAUGAAUAUAUUUUUAGUGGAAUGCAAGUGUGACUGUGUAAAUUUUCUGUAGAAAUUGUACAUCUUAUCUCCAUUGUAUAGUAAGGGCUUCCAUAGCUACUGUUUCAAUCAACAGAGUUCAAAAAUGCCUACCUCCAAGGCACUAGAGGCCUUAUGAGGAAAUUUCACUUUUCAUGUACAUAAUUUAUAUAUAGAUUUUUUGUUGUUGAUUUCCUCUACUGACCAGAUCCAGAUGGGUGACCAAAUUCAUAGUAAGGAAGCAUAGUGUCUACAGCACACACACAGGCAGUGAAGUAAAUGUGAGGCAAAUUAUUGUGGUUUCACUGAAUUUCUUUUUUUUUCAAUCCUCAUUACAUUUGAAAAAAUAAAUGAGCUCUCAGAAAAGACAUUUAUUAUAUACCAUGAGGAUAAUGGUCAAUAUGUGGCCUUUUGCUCAUUGGUUUGUCUAUGUUAAUUGAGCAGGUGUUUACAGAUUGUCUUACCUCAAAUAUGUAAGGUGACAGUCAAGAAAGAAAUUACCAAAUAUAAA